This is a messenger RNA of Scomber japonicus (chub mackerel), 1338 nucleotides long. RefSeq names its product O-sialoglycoprotein endopeptidase-like 1 (gene osgepl1). NCBI's taxonomy places the organism in Eukaryota, Metazoa, Chordata, Actinopteri, Scombriformes, Scombridae. The coding region runs from base 69 to 1307 and encodes 412 amino acids. Gene Ontology annotation, cellular component: mitochondrion. Gene Ontology annotation, biological process: tRNA threonylcarbamoyladenosine modification. The transcript is spliced from 7 exons. The record is from RefSeq and is a predicted model, not a curated record.
GAGCUGAGGUCACCCUGAUUUAUUAAGACUAUUUUACCUCAUAGUUCUUUAACUUAAGGCGCACUACUAUGUUCCCUGCAAGAGUAAGAAAUCUACAGAGUCUGCUACAGUUUAGACACAGACUUUGGUGCUCUGCCUCAUGUGGAAAAGCCACCUCCAGCUCCAGACUGGUUUUGGGCAUCGAGACCAGCUGUGAUGACACUGGAGCUGCUGUGCUGGAUGAGACAGGAGCGAUACUGGGAGAGUCUCUGCACUGUCAGACACUAGUGCAUCUGAGGACUGGUGGCAUCAUCCCCAUGGUGGCUCAGCAGCUCCACAGGGAACACAUAGAGCGCGUAGUCCAGGAGGCUUUGGACCGGAGCAGUGUUCUCCCGAGCCAGCUGUCGGCCGUGGCAACCACAGUGAAGCCGGGCCUCGGCCUCAGCUUGGGCAUCGGCCUCGAGUUCAGUCAGAAGUUUGUAAGGUUGCACAACAAGCCCUUCAUCCCCAUCCACCACAUGGAGGCCCACGCCCUUACUGUCAGGAUGCUGCAGCCCGUCGCCUUCCCCUUCCUCGUCCUGCUCAUUUCUGGAGGUCACUCACUUCUCGCUGUGGCUCGAGGGGUCGACGACUUUCUGCUUCUGGGUCAAAGCCUUGAUGAAGCUCCUGGGGACUCGCUGGAUAAAGUGGCGAGACGUUUGUCCCUCAUCAAACACCCGCUGUGCUCCACGCUGAGCGGAGGACGAGCAAUAGAGCUUCUGGCAAAGGAUGGAGACAGGGCGAGGUUUCCUUUUAGGACUCCUAUGGGACAAAUGUAUGAUUGCUGCUUCUCUUUCGCUGGACUACGGAACAAUAUCACAAUGACGAUAAAGAAACAAGAGGCAGAAGAAGGUAUAGAGCAGGGGACGUUGUUGUCUUGUGUGAACGACAUUGCAGCCGCCACGCAGCACAGCGUCGCCGCUCAUCUAGCAAAGCGGACACAUCGCGCCAUCUUGUUCUGUAAGGAGAACGGCCUGCUGCCUUCACACAGUCCCACUCUGGUGCUGUCUGGAGGGGUUGCAAGUAAUCAGUACAUCCGUAAAGCCAUCUCCAUCAUCACCGAGACGACGGGCCUCCAGCUGAUUUGUCCUCCUGCUAAAUUCUGCACUGACAAUGGAGUGAUGAUUGCAUGGAACGGCGUCGAGCGUCUGAGAGAAGGGAAGGGGAUCCUGCCUCCAGAUGUGGACGUAAGCUACGAGCCAAAGGCGCCGCUGGGUGUGAACAUGAUGGAGGAGGUGAAGGCAGCAGCGAUCAGGUUACCGUCCGUCAGGCUGAAGGUCUCCAACUGACAAAAAGUGUUAAUCAUUCAUAGAUUUAUCC